Messenger RNA from Syngnathus typhle (broad-nosed pipefish), 5023 nucleotides. It is a transcript of the gene lrrc4.1, whose product is annotated as leucine rich repeat containing 4.1. Gene Ontology annotation, molecular function: protein binding. Gene Ontology annotation, cellular component: glutamatergic synapse; plasma membrane; postsynaptic density membrane. The record is from RefSeq and is a predicted model, not a curated record. The transcript has a single exon. Lineage: Eukaryota; Metazoa; Chordata; Actinopteri; Syngnathiformes; Syngnathidae. Gene Ontology annotation, biological process: synaptic membrane adhesion; postsynaptic density protein 95 clustering; modulation of chemical synaptic transmission. Bases 1834 to 4662 code for a protein of 942 amino acids.
UUUGAGCUCACCCAACUACCUCAGGACACUGCAGAGAGAGCGAGAACAAGAGCGAGAGAGAAAAUGAGAGUGCACGAGAGAGAGAGUGAAUGAGUAGAUAGAGAGAGAGAGAGAGAGAGAGAGAAGAGAGAGGCAGAGACAGAGAGCGCAAGAUCCAAGCUCGCUCACUCUCUCCCUUUAGCUGCUACAACGGAUCCUUUCCACAUCGACGCUACUGUUAACGUCACGCCUGUGAGCCCUGCUUGCACCCUGCGCUUGCCUUGGCUGCCUUGCUGAUCUCUCCACCGGGCGGACGCAGCGUCGGAAAGGAAGCGCUGAUCGGCGCCACAAGAGGAGCGGGGGUUUCAGAAGAAGAAAAAAAAACAAGAGAAAAGAGAGGACCAGAAAGGAAAAGGAUAAAAGAACAGAGAAAGGAGAAACUGCGCACCACCCCUCCUUCUUCUAAACUCACCCCCCCACUCUCGAUCAACACCACUACCACUCCUCUCCCCUCCUCUCCUACUUCUACCCUCCAUCCCGCUCCCCCCCUCCCUUCUCUGAAGAAAUUGACGGAUUAUUGGGAAGUGCGCGGGAGGCAGGCUGCAGCUGCUGCUGUGUGCGCUUGGCAAGGAUGAAGCGCGUGCGUCCGCAAUUUGCCGCACGGCCGCAGUGUGCGGCAACUUGACGAGAGGGAAUGAGGGGAUAAGGACGGCGGGAAAAAGCCGGGAGCCGCGCCGAGUCUUUGCAACCCCUGCCGAGUGCGCAGGAAAAGAGAGGAGGAAAAAAAUCCAAGUGGACACGACGCCACAUUGAGGAUGAAAAGGUAGAAGAGCUGUCAGACUGACCAACCAACCAAAUGAUUGACCACUGAAAAGUGGGCACAGGAAUAUAAAGGAGGAGGAGGAGGAGGAGGAGGAGGGUGGGGGCUUCUUUUUUUUUUUUUUUACCCCCCGGAUUGUCAAUCUCACCUCCGGAGCGCCGCAAACAAAAAGAAAAGAACACUGGAAACAGGGACUGUGUAAUUCCUUUUCAACCUUUUUAUUUGGUCCUAAUCUGACUAUUUUGGACAAUUGUGUACCACGACCAGUGCUAUGGAAACCAGGAUAAGGUGUCUAUCGAGGGGAUCAACUGUCGGAUUCCAAGGACAAGCGAGGCAAGAGGAGCUGACUGCCAGAAGCCAGCAGUGGAGCAUUGCUUCUUUGGAAGCCUGAGUGGAUUCCUAUGUACAAUUUUUUUUUUCUUUUUGUUGUUGUUGUUGUUGCUCGAGAGACAAACGCUCAUCAUAAAGGGCCUUCAAAUCUUUCGAAUUGGAUGUAUGGAUUUACAAAAGGGCUCAUCCUGGUUUAGCAGGGCAGUUGUUAAAAGGCUUUACGUUGCUGCUCGGGGAAAUACGUGCAUCUCAAGUGAGUGCCACAGCUCUUUGUGAGGGGAAGCUAUAUGUCUCAGUUGAAGGACCUGUAUUGUUAACUUGAGGUAGGUGUCUAGUGUUUCAACCCCUCUUUGCAUCAGUUUGCGACACCCUAUCUUCUCGACUUGUGUCUUUGUAAUAUGGCUUUUGCUUGCUUAAUUGACCACCGUGUCCUUUUCAUCCAUGUUGCAAUUCAGCCAGCACCCUCGACCCACUCCCCUCACUUGUGAGCACAGAUCAUGAGAAUACAUUGUUAACUCAAGAUAAGUGUCAAAAAGUGUCAUUAUAUCAAAAUGUCCCCUUUCCUUCUUCAAUCUCUUUAAUCCUUUUGACUCUGGUCUCGGAAAAACUAAAGUCAAGUCAACCAUCUCAUCUUCCUGUGCCCAAACCCUCCGCUCCCCACACACACCACCACCACCAGCCCCCCAGAUGAUGCUGAAUUAUGAAUGUGCCACAUCAUGAGUCUCCUGGGGAGGGUAGCUGCGCAUCGUGCCAGGAAAACCGCUCUACUCUGUGUAGUGUUCCUGAUGGCACGGGCAUGGAGCAGCGCCUCCCUGGCCUUAGGGGCGGCAGCCUCUCAAGGACCCCAGGGCUGUCCCCCACAGUGCUCUUGCAGUAAUCAGCAAGGGAAGGUGGUGUGCACCCGACGGGGCCUCACUCGCGUGCCCCCGGGCAUACCGGCCAACACGCGACACCUCAAUCUGAUGGAAAACGCCAUCGAGGCGGUGCAGGCUGACUCAUUUCGCCACCUGCACCACCUUGAGGUGCUCCAGCUUGGGCGGAAUGCCAUUCGGCAGAUUGAGGUGGGCGCGUUCAAUGGACUUACCAGCCUCAACACUCUAGAGCUGUUUGACAACCGGCUGACGGUGGUACCCAGUGGGGCCUUUGAGUACCUGUCCAAACUAAGGGAACUGUGGCUGAGGAACAACCCCAUUGAGAGCAUUCCUUCCUACGCCUUUAACCGGGUGCCCUCCCUGAUGCGACUGGACCUUGGCGAGUUGCGGAAACUGGAGUACAUCUCAGAAGGAGCUUUCGAAGGCCUACAAAAUCUCAAGUACCUCAACUUGGGCAUGUGCAACAUCAAGGGGGAGAUGCCAAACAUGAGUCCCCUUAAGGGUCUGGAGGAUCUGGAGAUCUCUGAAAAUCACUUCCCCGUGAUAAAGCCGAGCUCCUUUAAAGGCCUGAACUCACUGAAAAAGCUAUGGGUGAUGAACUCACAGAUAACCGUGAUAGAACGCAAUGCCUUUGAAGACUUACCGUCACUGGUGGAGCUUAAUCUGGCCCAUAAUAACCUGAGCGCCGUGCCCCAUGAUCUGUUCUCCCCGCUCAGGUACUUGGUGGAGCUCCAUCUCCACCAUAAUCCUUGGAACUGUGGCUGUGAUGCUGUAUGGUUAGCACGCUGGUUGAGGGAAUACAUACCUACAAACUCUACUUGCUGUGGACGAUGCCAUUUGCCUGCCAACAUGAGGGGUCGGCAGCUUGUGGAGGUAGAGCAAGGAGAGGGGGCUGCAACCCAGUGUUCGGCACCGUUCAUUGCAGACGCACCAAGGGAUUUUAACAUCUCGGCUGGGAGGGUGGCUGAGCUUCGCUGUCGCACGGCCCAGAUGUCUUCAGUACGCUGGCUCCUACCCAACGGGACUAUACUGACUCACGCCUCGAGUCAUCUGAGGAUAUCUGUACUCACCGAUGGCACCUUACAUUUUUCAAAUGUCCUGGCUGUUGACACUGGCACAUACACCUGCAUGGUAUCCAAUGCAGCUGGGAAGUCCAACGCGUCGGCGUACCUCAACGUGAGUGCGGCCGAGCUCAACACCUCCAACUUGAGCUACUUCACAACUGUGACAGUGGAGGUCUUGGGGCCGACCACAGAGAUGCCCAAACCCAAGAAGACGACGACGACAUCUGCUUCUACUGCGGUGGCUGGCGUAGCGGGAGGAGGACUGGGCCUUGGAACGACCACCACAACUGCCUCACCCUCCGUCUUUCAGCCAGUGUUCAUCUCCACACCAACUGUGUUGCUGCAAAGCACAGACAGCCCACCUGGUGCAGCCAAGCCAUCUGCAGUGCCCGGACUCAAAGGGGCCACCGGCAAGCCUGGCAAGUCCGGCCCCAGUCUGGAUGAGGUCAUGAAAACCACCAAGAUCAUAAUCGGCUGCUUCGUGGCAGUAACGCUGUUGGCUGCCGUGAUGCUCAUUGCCUUCUACAAACUGAGAAAGCGCCACCAGCAGAGGAGCACCGUGGCGGCUGCUCGCACCGUGGAGAUCAUCCAGGUCGACGAGGAGGACCUUCCGCCACCAGCUUCUGCGGCUCAAGAGACAGCUCUGACUCUACCCGAAAUAAGAGACCGUAAUAGCAUACACAAGAUGGACUAUCUCAGUCACAAGACGGACUAUAGCUACCACAAACCCAAGGCCGAAUACAUACCUCAGCCUGAUUUCACCCUUCACAAGCCAAAAGCAGAGUACACAACGUACAAGCCACACAUGGAUUUCCAUGGUCACAAGUCGGUCCAAGACUAUAGCACUUGCAAAUCUACGCCAGAUUUUAGCCUCCACAGACAAAAGCCUGACUACAGCCCAUUCAGACAGGACUACAACACUCACAAAUCCAAAGCUGAAAACAGUCCAUUCAAACCAGACUUUGGGACUCACCCAAAGACAAGGUCAGACUACAGCCCUUUCAAAUCAGACUACAGCACUCAUCCAAGGCAAAAGAGAGAUUACAGUACCCAACCAAAAUCCAAACACGAUUACAGCCCAUUAAGGUCAGACUACAACACUCAGCAUAAACACAAGGUUGAAUAUAGUAGCCCGUUCAAGCACGACUUUGGUACUCAUCCGAGACCUAAACCGGAUUACAGUCCAUAUAAACCUGGCUACAGCACUCAGCCAAAACCCAAAAUGGACUACAGUGUCCAGAAAUGUAAACCUGACAGCAACUACAAAACCAAGGACCCUUACAAUGCUUUCAAGACCGACUUCAGCCCGCACAAAGCGGACUUCAGCGCCUUUAAAUCGGAGUUCAGUCCCCAUGCUCAGAGACCCAAAAUGGAUUACAGUCCACAUAGGGGGGACUACAGUCCUCAUAAAAUGGACUUCAGCACCAUGAAGCCAAAAUACAACACCUAUAAACCGGGUGGUCACGGGGCCAAAUGGACAGAGAACAACGUGGGGAACUCUUUGCCUCGAACCUUGCCCAGCACCAUCACGACAAUGGCUGAGCCCUUUGUCAUUAAAACUCACACCAAGGAGAAAGUACAGGAGACUCAGAUUUGAAAAAAAGGUUUAGACAUCCCACCCUUAUGCCCCAGUUAUUGCCCAUAAAGCCACACCCCCUAUCCUGACCCCACUAAAAUCAUGCAAUAGAAUGCACAAUGAAAAAAGAAGGGACAGAAACGUCUAUUUUGUACAGAGCAGACGCAAAGACUGACAAGUUCUUGUUGUACAUGCUUAUAAAUAAAUAUAUAUAUAUGGACACGUUGAAACUACCAUGGGCUGGUGACAGAGAAACGUAUAUUAAAAAGAAAAUGAAACUAUUUUCUAACUUGUAACUUCUAUUUAAAAUAAUGUUGUUUAAGAAACUGUCUUGACUUUGACAAAUGAGGGUAGUGUUGUUUAAAAAAAAAAAAAAGGGGGG